Molecule: messenger RNA, 4952 nt
Organism: Doryrhamphus excisus (bluestripe pipefish)
Lineage: Eukaryota; Metazoa; Chordata; Actinopteri; Syngnathiformes; Syngnathidae
Gene: irx7
Product: iroquois homeobox 7
Biological process (GO): regulation of transcription by RNA polymerase II; cell development; neuron differentiation
Cellular component (GO): nucleus
Molecular function (GO): DNA-binding transcription factor activity, RNA polymerase II-specific; RNA polymerase II cis-regulatory region sequence-specific DNA binding
Source: RefSeq, a predicted model, not a curated record
AAAUCCCAUUAGGAGCUCAAUUGGCUCACAGAUAUUUGCGCUAAAGCAUUUCAUGCAAAACACCCCCCCCCCCCACAUCAAAAAUAAACUUUGAAAUGUGGCCGCAACCUCCCAACCUGUCGCCCCCCUAAAAAUAAACUAACAAGGUCGAGGUGUCGGCCAUUCUUGCGGAUUCUCACGUCAGGCUUUUGUGGUCCCGCUCCCAUCUUCUAAUGGCGUCUUUAGUCUUUAGUCUUUAGUCUUUAGGCUUUAGUCUUUAGUCUUUAGGCUUUAGGCUUUAGUCUUUAGUUUUUAGUCUUUAGGCUUUAGUCUUUAGUUUUUAGUCUUUAGGCUUUAGUCUUUAGCUCCUCUGGCGGGCGCUAGCGGCCUAUCGCCAUCCUAGCUGCGUCGCUAACCGCUAGCCUCGCAAUUCUACUGGUUUGCAUCUUUUUAUUGGACGGGCGACGUUAAAACUUCAUCAGAUGGUCAAUAGGAGCAGAUUCACACUUUGCUCUUUUCUACUUCCGACUUUUUCUCUCUUAGUUUCCUAACUCAUACGAUCUUUCCUAAACACCCUUCUCUUGUAAUAUUUACACUUUAGUCCCUUAAUAUUUACACUUUAGUCCCUUAAUAUUUACACUUUAUUCCCUUAAUAUUUACACUUUAUUCCCUUAAUAUUUACACUUUAGUCCCUUAAUAUUUACACUUUAUUCCCUUAAUAUUUACACUUUAUUCCCUUAAUAUUUACACUUUAGUCCCUUAAUAUUUACACUUUAUUCCCUUAAUAUUUACACUUUAUUCCCUUAAUAUUUACACUUUAGUCCCUUAAUAUUUACACUUUAUUCCCUUAAUAUUUACACUUUAGUCUCUUAAUAUUACGACUUUAUUCCCUUAACAUGACUUUAUUCCCUUAAUAUUUACACUUUAUUCCUUUAAUAUUUACACUUUAGUCCCUUAAUAUUACGACUUUAUUCCCUUAAUAUUGACACUUUAUUCCCUAAUAUUUACACUUUAUUCCCUUAAUAGUAUGACUUUAUUCCUUUAAUAUUUACACUUUAGUCCCUUAAUAUUUACACUUUAGUCUCUUAAUAUUACGACUUUAUUCCCUUAACAUGACUUUAUUCCCUUAAUAUUUACACUUUAGUCCCUUAAUAUUUACACUUUAGUCCUGUAAAUUUUACAUUUUAUUCCCUUAAUAUUUACACUUUAUUCCCUUAAUAUGUACACUUUACUCCCUUAAUAUUUACACUUUACUCCCUUAAUAUUUACACUUUAUUCCCUUAAUAUUUACACCUUAUUCCCUUAAUAGUUACACUUUAUUCCCUUAAUUUUUACACUUUAUUCCCUUAAUAUUUACACUUUAUUCCCUUAAUAUUUACACCUUAUUCCCUUAAUAGUUACACUUUAUUCCCUUAAUUUUUACACUUUAUUCCCUUAAUAUUUACACUUUAUUCCCUUAAUAUUUACACCUUAUUCCCUUAAUAGUUACACUUUAUUCCCUUAAUUUUUACACUUUAUUCCCUUAAUAUUUACACCUUAUUCCCUUAAUAUUUACACUUUAUUCCCUUAAUUUUUACACUUUAUUCCCUUAAUAUUUACACCUUAUUCCCUUAAUUUUUACACUUUAUUCCCUUAAUAUUUACACCUUAUUCCCUUAAUAUUUACACUUUAUUCCCUUAAUAUUUACACCUUAUUCCCUUAAUAGUUACACUUUAUUCCCUUAAUUUUUACACUUUAUUCCCUUAAUAUUUACACCUUAUUCCCUUAAUAGUUACACUUUAUUCCCUAAUAUUACGACUUUAUUCCCCUAAUAUUUACACUUUACUUCCUUAAUAUUUACACUUUAUUCCCUUAAUAUUACAACUUUAUUCCCUUAAUAUUUACACUUUACUCCCCCAGUGUUAUGACUUUAUUCUCAGAAUAUGUAGACGUCAUUCCCUUAAUAUUGGACUUUAUUCCCACAAUAUUAUGACUUAAUUCCCUUAAAAUUAUGACUUUAUUGCCAUAAAAUUAUGACUUUAUUCCCAUAAAACAGUAAUGGGGAAAUAAAAUCAUAAUAUUGGGGGAAUAAAGUCAUGAUAUUAUGGGAAUAAAGUCCUGAUAUUAUGGGAAUAAAGUCAUGAUAUUGGGGGAAUAAAGUCCUAAAGAGUUUUUGACAAGAUCUCCAAAUGGCAAAGUUGUAUCCUUUGGGGGGGGAGAGCAUGCCCCCCCCCCUCUAAUCUAUGCUCAGCCUUCCCCUCCUAGAUAAGAUUUUUUCCUGCUUGAACCCGUGUGAUGUUAUCACGUCAGGCUGGGACAACAAUCCAGAUUCCAUUUGGUCAACACCCCCCCCCCCCCCCCCCCAGAACCCCCCCAGCCCCCGGCGUAAACGAGCCACAUCCUCACAGCAAACGGCGCAAAGCCGACCCGAGGGAGGGGUGAACGAUGCUUCUAGUUAGACGUCAUCAAUGUCAAACAUCAACUUAUAUGACUUAUAUUAUAUUUAUAUAUGACUAUAUUAUAUUAUAUAUCAUAUUUAACGACAGACUCACGUUGGAAUAUGUUAGUGAUGGACAAGGAUCGUCAAAUGGCGGCCUAGAUGGUAGAACAUGUUCCACCGCCAUUGAUGUUCCUUUUGAAGGUGAUACGAAGCGUUAGCUCUCACACGUUAGCAUGUCUUGAUAAAUACUAGUAAUGAAGUAUUUGGGGAUAUAUAAGUAUAUAUAAGUAUAUAAGUAUAAGUAUAAAAGUAAAGACGUAAUGUCGUAGCUUUUAUUUAUCCAGAAAGAAAGAAAGAAAGAAACUUCAUCAAACUGAAGGCAGUCGUGAAAUGUAUUUUAGUCGGGAGCUGAUAUUUCCCAAAACUUGGCUACGUUGUCCUGCUGCUCAGCAAAGAAGGGGAAGGAAGAGAGAGAGUAUUUUGGGGCGAGAGAGGAGGGAGCGCGGGCACGGAGGACGAUAUUCGGGGGCGUGGCGGUCGUCGCAAACGAGAAGUUCAAUGUCGGGAAGAAAAGUCUUCACCAGAUAAAAGUUGUCAUGCAAAUCGGUCUUUGAUGGGAUUUUCUCAAAGCUGCCGGCUUUGACCUGUCAGUCGACACCACCCCAAACACCCCCCACCCACGCCCCGCCCAGCCCCCCCUUGCCCCUCCCCCCGCCCCGCAGCUGGUGUAUAAAAGCAGGCGGCUUCGCACCAGCAACACUUCCCCACCGUCCUGGUCCCGGUUCACGGCAUCCACCGUCAGAAGGAAGGGACCAUGCCAGCCUCACCGGCCCACUUGGGGGCCUUCCUGCUGGACCGCAGCGUGCGGGCCCUGGGUCUGGGUCUGGGUCUGGGUCCCCCCUACCAGCUUCCGGUCCUGGGGGUCCAGCAGCAGCAGCUGGCGGCCGGCAUCCCCGUCUCCUACUCGGGACUUCACGGAUACAACCUCAUCCCCUUGGCGGCCCCCCCGCACCACCACCGACACGCCGCGCACACGGGCAACGCCUUGGACCCGAAGCCCACGGCCGCCUCCCCCUACCACCACGCCCUCCUGGCCCGCGGGGGCCCCUUCUUCCCGCCUUGCCGGGUCGGGCCGGCGGAGGAUCCCGGGCGCGGGGGCGCCAAGGCGGCCACCCGCGAGAGCACGGGGGCGCUGAAGGCGUGGCUGAGCGAGCACCUGAAGAACCCGUACCCCACCAAGGGCGAGAAGGUCAUGCUGGCCAUCAUCACCAAGAUGAGCCUGACGCAGGUCUCCACCUGGUUCGCCAACGCCCGCCGCCGCCUCAAGAAGGAGAACCGGGUCAGCUGGGCCUCCUCCAGGUCCAAAUCGGACGAGGAGGAGGACGAGGAGCGGGAGAGCGACGAGGAAGAGGAGGAGGAGGAAGAGCCUCUGAGGAGAUGUGCCGACGAGGAGCGGCGGCCCGAAGCCAGAACGCAGGAGAAAACCUCCGAGGCGACGGGGCCCCCGCCGCCGCCGUCCCCUCCGGACGGCAAGGACACGCCCAAACCCAAAAUCUGGUCGCUGGCCGAGACCGCCACGUCGGCGCCGCUGAAGACGGAACGCGCGUAUCAGACCGCCGGGAGGGUGUGGGCCGAGUGGGCCUCCGGGGGGGCCCCGCCGGUCCCCGCCCCCUACGCCCAAAGCCGCUGAGGACCCGGGAAGGCGGCAUCCCGCCGAAGCAUCCGUGCACUUUAGCUCUCAGACUGAACGCUUGGGACCGACCCACACCAAAGACGGAAAGACGGGCGGCGCUUCCCUCCGCCCGUCCCGGGCCCCCCAAAACUCCUGGCCCCGAAUAAACGCUCCGUCGGGAAGGAGAGCCCCUCCUCGUUUGCCUUCUCGUUGCUGAAAUGACUUUUUACGUUUCAGGGAAUCACAUUCAACGGUCCGACACAUGCCCCCCCCGCCCCCCCCCCCCCCCCCCCACACCCCCCACUCGCUGAAAUUGGACUUGUCCAAUUACAGUUUUAUUUCACGUUAUGUUACACGUACUUAUGGUACUUAUGGCAUCAACCAGUUUUUUUUUAGAUAUGAAAAUCAAAAUGACUACAAAAAUAAAUGUUGCAUUUAAGAAAUACAUAAAAAAUACUUUAAAACUCUUUAAAAAAGAUAACAUUUGCAUUUUAAUGGUAUUGAAAUAAAUAUUUCAAUCGUCUUUAAUUUAAAAAAACAUUGAAAAAGUACAUACUAGAUACAUAAAAAUAGUAUCUCGUGAAAUAAAGGUGUUUGGAAGAAGUACAUGUGUGUAUGUGUGUGUAUAUAUAUAUGUAUAUAUAUAUAAUAGAAUAAACAACUGAAUAUUUGUUUGGGUGGAAGAAUGAGAACGGGUCCAACUUCAGUGACCUCUGACCUCUCAAUCCCGCAGACAUCUUGUGAAAAGGUUUUGGCUGCAAGGACCAAGUGUCCCAUUACUUUUGUUCACUUAAACAGCUUUGUUGUUAUUUGCAAAUGUGGAAAAGUCACGUGAUUGUAUUUUUUUUUUUUAAGUUGCAGAUCACUUCCACGUCCACUAAA